AUGGAUACUAAUCAGAAGUUUGCCCUGCACGAGGCUGCCCGAGAAGGGAGAGACCAGGUAGUCGAAUCGUUGCUUAAUGCCAAUCCAAAGUCUGCAUUUGUGAAAGACGAUGAUGAGCGUCUUCCGAUCCACUGGGCUGCAGCCUACAACCGAGUUCUGGUCGUAGAGAAGCUAGUCGCGAUGAAAGACUUCGAUCCGGAUGUAGAGGACGGUUCCGGCUGGACACCCCUUAUGAUUGCAGCCAGUUUAAAAGAUGGCGCAGGCGACGCAACGAUCGACCUACUACUCCGGAAAGGAGCCGACGUUUCUAUCAAAAGCAACACUGGACAGAAUGCGCUGCACUUCGCAAGUUCCAAGUCCAAUCUCUCCACCGUCCGCACCUUGCUUUCCAAUAAGUGUAGUGCAAGAGUCAAGGAUAAGCGUGGCCAGCUGCCCCUUCAUAGAGCUGCUGCAGUGGGAUCCGUGCCCAUUCUGAAGGCCCUCUUGGAAGAGGGUAAGAGUCCUGUUAAUGCAACGGAUGGAGACGGAUACACCGCACUUCACCACGCUAUUUCUGAGGGACAUGGUCCUGCUGCUAUCUUAUUGCUAAAAUCGGGAGCGGAACCAGACAAGAGGGAUAGUGAGGGUAGAUUGGCAAUUCAAUUGGUCCCAGAUGACAAAGUCAAGCAAUACAUCUUGCAGACAGCAGAGAAGGAAGGAAUUGAGCUCCCGUGA
Molecule: messenger RNA, 714 nt
Organism: Penicillium bovifimosum
Lineage: Eukaryota; Fungi; Ascomycota; Eurotiomycetes; Eurotiales; Aspergillaceae
Product: ankyrin repeat domain-containing protein
Exons: 6
Coding region: 1-714 (237 amino acids)
Cellular component (GO): nucleus; cytoplasm
Molecular function (GO): protein binding
Source: RefSeq, a predicted model, not a curated record